Molecule: messenger RNA, 2127 nt
Organism: Saxophila tyrrhenica
Lineage: Eukaryota; Fungi; Ascomycota; Dothideomycetes; Mycosphaerellales; Extremaceae
Exons: 7
Coding region: 1-2127 (708 amino acids)
Biological process (GO): proteolysis
Molecular function (GO): tripeptidyl-peptidase activity; serine-type endopeptidase activity
Source: RefSeq, a predicted model, not a curated record
AUGGCACGCAUUACCUUGUGGGCCACGCUUGGCCUCGCAGCAGUAUCGGCUGUGAUUGCUCUGCCAGCUCCCCCAAGUCAUGCCGUACACGAAGAAAGAUCUGCCCCGCCGGCGAGGUGGCUCAAGAAGGACCGCGUUCCUCCGUCGGCAAAGCUUCUGGUCCGGCUUGGUUUGACUCAGUCGAACCUAGACAUCGGUCCUGAAUACCUGCUGGACGUCUCUCAUCCAGAGUCGCCAAACUAUGGCAAGCACUGGACCGCGGAUCAAGUCAUCGACGCUUUCAAGCCCAGCCAGGACACCGUUGACACCGUUCGUUCAUGGCUCGUUGAUUCCGGCAUCAAGAACCACACCAUAACUCACACGAAAAACCAAGCCUGGCUGGCCUUCCAUGCGUCCGCCAAACAGCUCGAGUCGCUGUUACACACUGAAUACUUCGAGUAUCACGAUCAACACACAGGAGCUGUCUCGCCGUCGACCGACUGCUACCAUCUUCCGCAGCACAUCCGAGAGCAUGUGGAUUACAUCACACCUGGUAUUACCCUUCUGCCGCCCAUGCAUAAGCCAGGGCAACGCCAGCAGUCCACCUCAACUCAACUCGACAGACAGCGGAAGAAGUACUAUGUCCAAGGUUCCAAGCGUUCGACAAGCCGGCGCUCCCCGUACCACGAUGAACAGGGAAGCACAGACUCCUGCGACCAGUCGAUUACGCCAGCCUGUGUAGCAGCACUCUACGAAAUCCCGCAAGCUCGUCUGGCAGACCCCAGCAACAGCAUGGGCAUCCUACAGCUUGGAGACGACCGAUGGGAUCAAUUCGAUCUUGACUUAUACUUCGACGAAUUUGCCCACUGGAUACCCAAAGGUACACACCCGCGCAACGGCGAGAUCAAUGGCGCCGUGUCCUAUACGGAAGACCCUGCCAAUGUCGGCGUGGAGGCUAUGACUGACCUUGCGGCGGCUUACCCGAUUGUUUACCCUCAGAACAUCACAUUCUGGUCCGUGGACGAUGAGUAUCACUGGGCACACUUCUUUGAUCCCAACACCUGGUUUCCCGGAAGACAAGAAGGAACCAUGUACAUCGGUAUGAACAAUUUCCUGGAUGCUAUUGACGGAUCUUUCUGUACCUCUUGCGCUUACGGCGAAUGUGGCAACCUGGACGGAUAUGAUCCGAGCUACCCAGACCUGAACCCGGGUGGAUACCGCGGUGAACUCCAAUGCGGCCAAUUCAAACCCACUAAUGUCAUAUCUAUCUCCUAUGGACUGGCCGAGUUUCAAGUCCCUGUUUCCUUGGCGAGGCGUCAAUGCGCUGAGUACAUGAAGCUCGGACUGCAGGGAAUAUCCUUCGUAGUCGCCAGUGGGGAUGAUGGCGUCGGCAGGUGGGAUCCGAAUGCUAAACAUCAAACCAGCCAGGAGGGAGAAGACACCGUCUUCGCACCGGAUGUCAUGAAUACCUGUCCAUGGGUCACGAGCGUUGGGGCUACGCAAGUGAGUCCUGGACGAACAGUGUCUGAGGCCGAGACUGCGGCACAAAUUGACGGGCAGGGCUUUAGCGGCGGCGGCUUCAGCAACUUGUACCCCAGGCCGGCAUAUCAGAGAGCGGCCGUCGAUGCUUUCUUUGCAGAGCACGAACCGGACAUCCCAUCGUACAGCGGCAUUGUGCCCAACUCAACAGAGCUGAAAGCAUUGCCUGACAUCGGGACAAUUGUUGGCGACAAGGCAGCUGCAGACAUUGAGCUGCCGGAUGGUUCUCACGUCACCGGUGGACAGAUCGCAAGGAAAUACAAUCGCAUUGGUCGCGGGUAUCCUGAUGUUGCUGCCAACGGUGCUAACGUCCCUAACAUCUUGAAUGGCGAGGUCAUUCCAACCUGGGGGACCAGCUUCUCCGCUCCUGUGUUCGCGGCUAUUAUUACCCGCAUCAACGAAGAACGUAUUGCCGUCGGCAAAAGCGCGCUAGGUUUCCUCAAUCCUACCCUGUACGCUCACCCAGAGAUGAUGAACGAUAUCACGGAGGGGUCGAACAAAGGAAGUGGAAGUCUGGGCUUCACAGCAGGCUCGGGCUGGGACCCAGUUACAGGGUUGGGAACGCCCAGUUAUCCGAAGAUGCUGAAGCUGUUUCUUUCGCUGCCCUAG